CUGGUCAAGAGUCAAAGUCAGCGAUUAGAUGAGCAACGGGUGACGCUUAACUCAUUGCCAGGGAUGGAGGCAUUCAUGAUCAAAGAUCCUAAAGAUGGAAAUGUAUUGAAGACAAACUUUGAUCAGUUCUGUAGCAUGGUCAGCAGAGCUCAUAGCUUCAGGAAACGCAAUCCUCCAAAAAUGAGCCUGACCCCUGGGGCCCAGGACUCUAUGAGAAGAUCAAGCUUCAGUCCUCGUGCUACUGCUGAACCGGACACUUAUAACACACUCACAACCAGAUCAGCCUCGUUCAGCCCUAUAUCAGACAAGGACAGAAUGGACUGUGAAAGUCUUCAACGUGAGCAGGACCAGCUGUUGUGUCUAGUUAGUCAAGCACAAAAUGGACGUAUGGAUGAACAACGCUGCUCGAUUAACCCUUUAUCACGCAGACAUAUGGAGAACAGCCAGUCAGAUCAAGAUGUUGAGAAGUUUUUUAAACUCAUUGCUAACACCCAAAAUCGGCAGUUAGAUGACCAGCGGGCGACGCUUAACCGGUUACCAGAGAUCAAAUCGCCUCCUAGUAUGACUGCUCAGGAUUCAGAUCAGCUCUUCAGCAUGAUCUCCAGAAUACAGGGCUCUCGGAUAGAUGAUCAGCGCUGCUCUGCUCCCAAAAUCCACCUGGGGUCUCCCACCCCCCCAAAGAAGUCUCCUUCUCACCCUGUAUCACCGACUAACCGUCCAUCCCAAUCAGGCUCACCCACUAAAUCAUCCCGGAGAUCAGGAACAUUCAGUCCUGACUCUGAGUGGAAGAUCCUGAGCAGUUUUUCAAACUGGUGUCCGGCUUUCAGAGCGGACGGCUGGAUGACCAACGCGUGA
Messenger RNA from Carassius auratus (goldfish), 855 nucleotides. RefSeq names its product G-protein-signaling modulator 1-like. NCBI's taxonomy places the organism in Eukaryota, Metazoa, Chordata, Actinopteri, Cypriniformes, Cyprinidae. The transcript is spliced from 6 exons. The coding region runs from base 64 to 855 and encodes 263 amino acids. Gene Ontology annotation, molecular function: protein binding; guanyl-nucleotide exchange factor activity. The record is from RefSeq and is a predicted model, not a curated record.